AUGUCUGAUAAGCACUUUUUUCCAGAGACUGCUGCCAACACCUUGGUCCCGCGAUACCUGAGGGCCUUGACUGCAGCCAACCCCCAUCUCGGUCUCAUUGACUCGGAACGAGUUGUCUAUUCGAAAGAAAACGACCCCAGCACAGUAUCCGUGAUCAGCGGAGGUGGCUCAGGCCAUGAGCCCGGCUGGUCGGGGUUCGUCGGCGACGGCGCAUUGUCGGCAGUAGCUUGCGGUGACAUCUUUGCAUCGCCCAGCACAAAACAAGUCUUGGCCGCGACAAGAGCCGUGCCCUCCAACGAAGGAACCAUUUUCAUGAUCACAAAUUACACUGGCGACAAGCUACACUUUGGAUUGGCUGCUGAGCGAGCCAAGGCAGAGGGCCUCUGCAAGAAUGUCGCCGUGAUCCCCCUGACAGACGAUGUAUCCCUAGGAAGGACCAAGUCGGCCGUCGUUGGAAGACGAGGAAUGCCUGGUCAUGUUGUUCCCAUGAAAAUAGUCGGAGCUGCCGCCAAGCGACAUGGCUUCCAAAAGUGCGUCGACAUUGCCAAGGCCGUCAACGCCGAGGUUGUCUCGAUUGGUUCUGCCCUCGACCACUGUCAUGUUCCUGGUCGGGCCAAGCACGAGACCCUCCCCGCAGACGUGGUUGUGGUGGGUGCCGGCAUUCACAACGAGCCCGGCGCCCAGAGACUCAGCCCUUUCCCUCCCGUCGAGGACCUCAUUGCGUACUGCCUGAAGCUCCUCUGCGAUCCCAAUGAUCCCGAAAGGGCAUUUGUGAAAUUCAACAAGGACGAUGAGGUCGUCCUGGUGCUCAACAACUACGGUGGUCUGUCCAACUUGGAGCUUGGUGCUCUCACGGAUGAAACCAUUAUUCAGCUAGGCCGCACAUGGAACAUCAAGCCCGUCAGGAUAUUGUCCGACGCAUUCGAGACGUCGCUUAACGGUCCUGGUUUCUCCAUUUCUCUAUGCAAUUUAUCCAACGCCGCCAAGGAGUGCUCGACAAGUGUUAGCGAGCUUCUCGAAUUCCUCGACCAAAAGACGAGCUGUGUAGCCUGGCCCAACGUCGCCAUUCCGUUCAAGGAGACUACCGCUUCGGCAACAGAGAGUGCCGCUUCCGCUGCAGAGCAGAAGCCGAAAUUUUCGGCUGAUACCGACAUCAAGAUUGACCCAAGUCUACUUGACUCGAUCAUUCGGACAGCAUGCAAAGCAGCCAUUGCUGCGGAACCCAAACUCACCCAAUGGGACAUGAUCAUGGGUGAUGGCGACUGUGGAGAAGCAGUCCAGGGUGUGUCAGAGAGUAUCAUCAAGACCUUGGACAACGGCAUCGCCAAGGAAGGUUCAAUUCUAUCCUUUCUCUUCUCGACAACAGAGGCCGUCGACGACAUGGGCGGAAGUCUAGGCGCGAUCCUGGGCAUCUUGCUCUCGGCUUUCACUUCGGCACUCCAGGACAAUGUCAAGAGCAAGGGCGGCCCCGCCGAUGCGUCCACGUACGCCCAGUCGCUGGCACAGGCCGUGACGACGCUCAAAAAAUACACGGGUGCCCGCGAGGGCGACCGGACCGUCAUGGAUGUCCUGAUCCCGUUUGCCGACGCCUUUGCGCAGAGCAGCGACUUUCAUGCAGCCGUGCAGGUGGCGCACGACAAGGCCGAGGGGACCAAGUCCCUCAAGGCCAAGUUUGGCCGCGCGAGUUACGUGUCCGAGGCCGAAGGCCAGGAUAUUCCAGAUCCUGGCGCCUGGGCGUUUUACGAGUGGGUGGCUGGCAUGUCGAAAGCCAUCAAGCAGCAAUAG
Messenger RNA from Pestalotiopsis fici W106-1, 1785 nucleotides. RefSeq lists its product as uncharacterized. Gene Ontology annotation, cellular component: cytosol. Lineage: Eukaryota; Fungi; Ascomycota; Sordariomycetes; Amphisphaeriales; Sporocadaceae. The transcript is spliced from 6 exons. The record is from RefSeq and is a predicted model, not a curated record. Gene Ontology annotation, molecular function: ATP binding; glycerone kinase activity. Bases 1 to 1785 code for a protein of 594 amino acids. Gene Ontology annotation, biological process: glycerol catabolic process.